Messenger RNA from Talpa occidentalis (Iberian mole), 8731 nucleotides. RefSeq names its product serine protease 55-like. Lineage: Eukaryota; Metazoa; Chordata; Mammalia; Eulipotyphla; Talpidae. The transcript is spliced from 5 exons. Gene Ontology annotation, biological process: proteolysis. Gene Ontology annotation, molecular function: serine-type endopeptidase activity. Bases 56 to 2860 code for a protein of 934 amino acids. The record is from RefSeq and is a predicted model, not a curated record.
CUUGGUAACUACUCUGAAAGAAACCUAUUUUGCAUUGGCAUCUACUUGAGCCAACAUGAGAGCUCUACUUUUCUUCUACCAAUUUUGGGCACUGAUCCUUUACUGCUGUGGUGCACCUAAUUCACAAAAGCAGUGGUUAAACUCAUUGAAACCAAUGAUUGACCCACUGUUUGUGCCCAAUGACUUCCCAUGGCUAGUGUCCAUGUCUGAAACCUGUCAGGGUAUUAUUCUGAGUCGGUGGUGGAUCCUUUCUACAGCCAACUGUCUAACUAAACUAAAACAUUUGCAAUCUGACACCACAGGAGUUGUUAACCAGGAAAAUAUUUUACUUGGCUAUAAGAUAUGUCUACACCCCAAUUUUGACCCGCAAGUUGGAACAAAUCCAUUCCAAGGAGACAUAGGGUUGGUCCUUCUGAAAUACCCUGUCAGGAGUGAAGAAAUACCACUUUCUCACACUUAUAAUAUCUUCCGGAAGAGGUGUUAUAAUUGCCAAUACAGACACUGCAGAGUAUAUCAAUAUCAGAAUCAUGAUAAAUUUGCAACCAAUAUCAGGAAGUUGUCAGUUAAGCUACUGGACCUCUCAUUCUGCCACCGUCAACAUAUCCACCUGACUAAAAGUAACAUCUUAUGCAUUUGGAUUCAGCCACAGGAAGAUUGUUGGGUACAACAGGGUAGUCCUGUUCUUUGUUUCUUUGGCACCCACUGGGAAAUAGUAGGCCUUGUCAAUGAAUCUUCAGUGGCCUGUAAUGACCCUGUUGUUGUCAUCAAGACAGCACCAUAUCGAUCUUGGAUGAGAUGGCUUAUGAAGGCUUCCCAGAAGCCAUCGGAUCCUAUUUUAUCCCUAUCAUGCAGUUAUUUUCCUGGGGUAAAAAGUGGAACACAAGACAGGCUUAGCCUGAACAGAAUUCCUGCCAUUUUAACAUCUCAUGGAUUAUCCAUACAACCAUGGAAAGGAAGAUUAGGGACGUUCCCACUGGUUAGACAGCACCGAAAUCCUCCACCGGUAUUUUUUGGUUCAAAUAAUAGAAAGACUUUUCCUGGCAGCACACAGUUAUAUCUUCAAAAUAGUCAGAUCUCCACAUCUAACAAAUUCCCAUGGACCUCCAUUGUUGCUAGACUCUGGGAUACUUUGGAUAUAACUGAACCCUGGAGUAGUUCAGGAACUGGCAGUUUUGAACCUUUGGUUCUUUCUGGCCCCCAAAAAAUUUCAUCAGCUGAUAUAUCUAUACCAUGGGGCUUUCCUCAAAAAGAUGUGAUAAAAUAUCAACAUCAAACUGUGACUGAAUCGGUUAAACCUCUAGUUGGUAUAAUUGGGUUUCAUACCUUACCAUUACUUAAUGCUGGUGGAUCUUGGGUACUGUUUUCAACUGACAUAGAUGCAUCCCAACUUCAUUCUGAGAUUAAAACUGCCCAGUCACAAAUUACUAGAUUUAGUAAUCUCCCAUUCCACAGUCAACUGCCAGCAAAACCCUGGCUAGAAAUUACCCCUAAUGUUGGAUCCUGGAUACAUUUUAUGCCUGAUAAAACAGUAAUUCAUAUGCAGUCUAGUGAAGAGAGUGUUAUAACCCAAACAUAUGAUGCAACUGAGAGAGUUAACUCUAUUUUUAAACCAGUAACCUACAGUCUGCAUUCAGGGGUACCUUUAAUAGCUAAUAAAAUUGAGUUUUGGACUCAUUCCACAUUAAACACAGAAGGAUUGCAAUACCCUACAGCAGCCCAUACCUUGGAAACCUGGUUUCAGCCAAUCUUAAAUACAAUUGGAGCUCAAGGAUCUAUAAAGAGGACAAACAAAUACUGGAUUCUUCCUGAAUCUAUGUCGACUCAAUUUUCGACUUCCUCAGCACUUUACGUGCCAUUUACUUGGGUUCCACCUGCCUACAAUAGUAUUAGUUCUUGGGCCCAAUAUAAGGUCAGCAUGAUCAGAUCUUCAAAUCAAAUGGAAAGCAUCACUCCAUUGAGUAAACAUAAGCCUUUUAUAUUCAAACCCCAGAUGCAGACUGAAUAUGCACCCUGGCUCUUAAUUAAUACAAUUAAGCCUUUCAUUCAUUCUAAAAUUGAUACAGUUGGACCCUGGAUUCAAUCUGAAACUGAAAUAGUUAGGCCAUUAGCUCAGUCUGAUACUGGCAGCAAACAACUAUGGACAAACCCUGGAGCUUCAAUAUUUAGACACUGGACACAAUCUAAACUUAAUUUGGUCAUGCCAUUCACAAAACCUGAUGUUGAUACAGUCAGACUUUGGUUACAGAGGCAAACUGAUACAAUUAGAACCUGGAGUCAACCUGAAUCUCAAAAAAUAAAUUCUUGGUCUAGGUCAGAAGCAGAGAGAGUAAAAUUUUGGCAUGAUAGCCAGAUGGACACAUUUAAACCUUGGGUGGAAACAGAACUUCAAAGAGCCAACACCUGGUCUCAAUUUGAAGGAGAUGUACCUAGAGCUUGGACUAAGUCUGAGGCUAAUAAUGUCAAACUUUGGUUCCAGAAACAAAUGGAAACAGUCACACUUUUGACAGAGCUAAUAACCCAAACUGCCUACCACUGGAUACAGUCUGAAACAGAAAUAGUCAGGCCCUGGAGCCAAUCUGCAUCUGAUAAGGUAAGAAUGUGGACACAACAUGAAGCUUACACAAUCAGGCCAACUUGGGACGAAUAUGAUGGUGAUAAUGAUAGAUUAUGGACACCACUUGAAGCUGUCACAAUAAGACACUCAAUUCAGUCAGAUGAUAGUAUAAUUAUCCCAUCGGUACAAAAUGAGGCUGGUACAUUAAUAUCAUAUACUCAGACUGAAUCUCCAGAGGUAAAUUCCUGGACACAAACAGAAACAGAGACAGCCACAUUGUUGACCCAGGGUGAAAAACAGCAGUAAAGCUUUGGUUAGAAAUAGUAACUGAGACUAUUACAACAUGGGCAGAGUCUCAAUUUUCAGAACUUAAUUCCUCGAAACUUUCUGUAUCUAAUAUAGUUACUCUAUGGACUCAGACUGAAUCCCCUGUUCUAAAUCUCUGGCCGCAACCUGUAGCUGAUACAUUUGUACCAGGGGUCAAGGAUAUACCUUCAGAAAUGAACCCCUGGUCAAAAACUAUACCUAAUACAAUCACAACAUGGACCCAGCCUGAAUCUAUAGCAAUAAAUACCUGGAGUCAGUCUGAAAGUGAUACAGUUAUACCGUGGCCCCAGCCUGAGUCUGUAGCAAUAAAUCCUUGGACACAGUCAAUAGCUGAUACAGUAACACAGUGGAUUCAAGAGGAAUCUGCAGAAAUAAUUCCAUGGACGAAAAUUGUUUCUGACCAAAUUUUACCAUGGACACAGACUGAAACACCAGUAAAUCACUGGCUACAGUCUGAAAUGGAUAAACUGUAUCAGACCAGCCUCAGCCUGGGUCCAUCCCCAACAGAACCUCUCUGGAUUGAAACUUUAUCUGGUACAGAUACACAAUGGUCCCAAGCAGAUUCUCUAGUUGUCAUUUCACAGACACAAAUUCUAACUGAUACAGUCACACUGUAUAUGCAGGCUGAGACUCCAUCAUUCCAUUCCAGGACAAUGUCUGAAACUGAUACAGUCACAACAUGGACCUCAGCAGAAUCUUUAGCUGUAAGUUCUUUGAAAGAAUGUGAAACCGAGAGUGUUUCUACCUGGGUCAAGAAAGGAUAUCCAAAUGUAAAUUUCUGGACACAACCUGAAAAUGACACGGUCACAUCAUGGGCCCAGGUAGAAACUCCAGGAAUAAAUUCCUUCACACAUUCAGUAGUUGACAUGGUCCCACCAUGGACCCAGUCUGAAUCUUCAGUAGUAAAUCUGUGGACACAAUAUGUAGUUGAUGUGGAUACACUCUGGAUGCAAACUGGUUCCCCAGCAGUAAAUCCCUGGACAAAGUCUGUAUCUGAUGGUGGUGUACAGUGGACACAGAAUGAACGUGAAGCAGUAAGUCAGUGGACACAGACUGCAUCUGAUAAGGUAAUAUCUUUUGCUCAGGCUGAAUUUCCUAUAGUAGAGUCCUUGACAAAUACUGUAACUGACAUAGUCACACCGUGGACUGAAGUUGAAUCUUCAGCAGUAAAUCCUGGGACAGAGGUUACAGCUGAUGCAGUGACACCUUCGAACCAGCCAAUAUAUCCUUCAGUAACUCCUUGGGCAACACGUGAAACUGACAUUCUCUGGACCCAUGCAAAUUCUGAUAUAAUAAAUCUCUUCACAGAGACUGUAUUUCAUACACUUAUAUUGUGGACUCAAGGAGUUAUAUUAAAUCCCUGGGCACAGCUUGAAACUGAUAUAGUCACACCAUGGACCCAACCUGAAUCUCCACCAAUAAGUUCCUGGGCCUGGUCAAAAACUAAUCCAGUCACAUCAUGGUCUGAGAAUAAAUAUGCAGUAUUAAAUCCAUGGACACAGAUUGAAGCUAACACAUUUGCACCAUGGUCUCAGCCUGAAUUUGGAGCAGUAAAUUCCUGGAUACAUCUUGAAAAUGACAUAGUGACAACAUUUAUUCAGGGUGAAUCACAAGUAUUAAAUCAUUCACCAAUGGUUGUAGCUGAUGCAAUGAGAGCAUGGACCCAGGUUGACUCUACUACAGUGAAUCCUGGGAUGCAGGCUGAUAAUGACAAAGUCACACUGUGGACCAAGAGUGAAAGUCUAGCUACAUAUCACUUACCUAUAUCUGUAACAGAUACAGUUACAGUGUGGAACAUGGCAGCAAUUAUAUCAGUAAAGUCUUGGCCACAUUCUGUUACCGAAACUGGCACACAGUGGACCCAAAAUGAAUCUCCCUUAGUAUAUCCCUUGACACAAUCUAUAAUGAAUUCAGUCACACUGAUUACCCAUACAAUUAAUCUAGCAAUAAUUCCUGGAAUGAACCUUAGUGCUACUGCAGUCAAACCAUGGACCCAGGUGGAAUCUGCAAAAGAGAAUGGAUGGACUGUUUCUGAAACAGGCAUACCAUGGACCAUGGAGAGUUCCCCAAUAAUAAAGCACAUGAUGGAGACUCUAUCUAAUACAAACAUAACAAGAAUCAAAUCUGAAUUUUCAGAAAUAAAAAUUUGGACAUCACCAGGGGCAAGAACAGACCCACUAUGGACUCAAGCUGAAUCUCCAACAGUAAAUCCCUGGACACAGUCUCAAGUUCAUAUAGUUACAAAAUGGACACACAUUGACCCUCCAACAAACAUUUUGACUCAGGCUAAAUUUGCUGCAAUUAAUAUGUGGACACAGUCUGAAUUACCAACAAUAAUUACUUUCACAGAGUCCAGAUUACCAGCCAUAUAUCCAUCAAUACAGAUCGAGGGUACAGUUACAUCAUCAAUGAGGGCUGAAUUUCUAGCAAUAAAUCCUUGGACAGAGAUUACAGCUACCACAGUUACACUGUGGAUUCAAGCUGAAUAUCCAAUAGUAAAUCCAUGGACAGUCUCUGAAAAUGAUACAGCUAAACGGGGAAUAGUGGCAGAAUCUCCAUCAAGUUUCUUGACAAAAUCUGAACAACAUAGGAAACCACUUUGGACACAGACUGAAUCUCCGAUAAAUCCAAUGAUGCAGGAUAUAGCUAAUAUAUUCACAAUGUGGACCAAGACUGAAUCUCUAGCAUUAAAUCCCUGGACAAAGAAUAUAGAAGAUACAUUCACAGUGCAAACUCUGAAUAAAUCCCCAACAGAAAAUUACUGGACAGAUACAUUAGCUUCUACACUAUGGACUCAUUAUGAAUCUCCGACAUUAAACCCAUGGACACAGGCUGUAACAUCUACAUUCACACAAUGGAAUCAGGUUGAAUCGCCAACAGUAAAUUCCCAGGAAGAGACUUUAGUUUCCACAUUUGCACCAUGGAUUCAAUUUGAAUCACCAAGAGUUAAUUCCCAACCAGGAAAUAUAGUUUCCACAAUGGCAUGGUUGAAUCAGGAUGAAUCUCCAAUAACAAUUCCUUGUACAGAGGCUGUCAUUUCCAGAGUCACAUUAUGGAUCCAAGAAUCUGCAGUAGGAAAUUCCUGCCCACAGACUAUAGCCUCUAUAACAACAUUGCACACAGAAAUCCCCUGGUCAGAUAUUAUAGAUGCCACAGUUACAACAUGGAAUAAAACAGAGUCUUUAGCAGAUAAAGUAGCAUCCAUAGUCACAAUAUGGUCUCAAGAUGAAUCUCCAGCAGUAAAUCCCAGAACAUACAAUUUAGUUUCCACAGAUGCACCAUGGAACAAGGUAAAAUAUGUAACAAUAAAUUACUGGACAUUGGACCCAUCUUCCACAGUCAUACCAUGGAUUCAGACUGAAUUUCCUGCACUAAAGAUAUGGACACAGACUUUAUUUUCUACUAUAUUGUCAUGGACUCAGGAUGAAUUUCCAGCUAAUUCUUUGACAGACACAGUAGUAUCCAUAGUUAUACCAUGGAAUCAUGCUGUAUCUCCAAAAAUAAAGACAUGGACAGAGACCCUAGCUUCUACACUCUCUCCUUGGAUUCACACUAUGUCUCCUAGAGUAGACACUUGGGCUGAGACUGUUUCAACAGUGACAUCAUGGACUCAGUCUCUAUCUUCAGCAUAUCCCUUGACAGUGAUAGUAUCCUCUACAGUCACAUGUUGGACUCAUUCUGAAUUUCCAGGAGUAAAUUCAUGCACAGAUAAUGUAAUUGAUGGAAUCAUAUUUUGGACAUUACUAAAAACUGAAUCUAAGAAAGAAUGGACACUGCCUGAAGCUAGUAUAUUUACUAUUUCAUUGCAUCCUCCAGUUGAUUCUACUGAACCUUUGAUUCAAAUUGAAAAACCAUCUCUUCUAGGGAUAUAUCCUGAAAUUAGUAAUAUACAGACAUUGCCUGUAUCUGAAAUGUUUAUAUCCUGGAUAGUACCUUUUACUCAAGCAGCCAUACUCUUGCCCAAACCUGAAGUUGAUGUUAGCAGAUAUUGGUUUAAAACUCAAACAGAAAGAAUGAAACACUGGACUCAAUCAGAGUAUCAAACAGUGAGUACCUUAACCCAGUUUGUUGCUGAAAGAGUUGAUUCAAUUACCCAAUAUGAAACGGAUCCACUUACAUCAUGGAUUCAAACUAAAACUGGUAUAUCCCAUCCCUGGAGCCAAUUUGAAAGAAAUACAAUGAGAACUUCAUUUUUUUCUGACUCUGAUGCAGUAAGACCAUUGAUCCAAACUGAUCCUGGUAUACUUACCCCAUGGAUUCAUUAUAGCAAUAGUAUAGUCACAUCCUGGACCAGGGUUGAUUCUAAUGCUGUCAGCCUCCAGACACAAACUGAAGUUAAUACAGUAACACAAUUGACUCAGGCUGACAUGAGUGCAGUGAAACACUUGACUAUGACUGUCAUUAAUAAUGCCAUUCCUUGGUUCCAGAAUCAACCUGAUACAAUUAGACCAAGAACUCAACUUGAAUCUCAAAUAAUUACUAAUUUGGUCCGACUAGAAUACCAAUUUGAUCAUUCAUGGGUCCAACCUGACGCCAAGGCGAUCAGACCCUUGGCCUAUUUUGAAAUUCAUGAAACAAAACCAUGGCCCCAAUCUGAAUCUCAAGUAGUCAGUAACUUGACUGAAGUAGAUACAGCCACAUUUUGGGCCCCAAUUCAAAAUGAUGCAAUUGGUCCCUGGUCCCAAACUGAAACUCAAAUGACAUGUUCUGUGAUUCCAAAUGAAGUUGGUAAAAUAAGCCCUCAUAUUCAGCCUGAAACUAGUUUAAUAACGUCCUGGACAGAUAUUCAAAGUAGUAAAGUUCAACCAUGUAUUCCACUUGAAACUGCUAUAACCAGACCAUGGGCCCAAUAUGAAACUGUAGAAAUCAACCCCUCAAUUCAACUUGAAGCUGAUGCAGCAUUAAGACCUUGGCUCCAGACUCAAAUGAAUUCAGUCUUUUCUGAAUUUGAUACACUUAUAUCAUGUUUACAGACUCAAGGUGCUACAACUAGGCCCUGGAUUCAACAGUCAGUCAGUCCCUGGACUCAGACUGAAGUUGGUAUAAUUCUGUCAUGUACUCAGCAAAGAGCUUUAACAGAUCAAGCAUGGAUCCAUCCUGAAUCCCAAGAAAUCAAAUCCUGGAUCAAGUUGGAAGCUGAUACAGUCAAAUCUUGGUUGCACAGUCAAAUGAAUAAAGUGGGACCAUGGGUCUAUUCAAAAUCUCAGGUAGUUAGUGCUCCAGUUCAGCCCGAAGAGGGCGUAAUUCACCCAUGGAUCCAUUCUGAAUUUCAAGCAGAUCAACCCUGGACCCACUCUGAAACUGACUUCAUUGCAUCUGCUGCUCUUCCUAAAUCUGACAGUGUCAGUGUAAGGAUCAAACCUGAGAUACAAAUAAGGAAUAACACCCACUAUGAAGGUGGUAUAAUUACUUUAUUUGGGUCUUGGUCUAAAUCUGUGCCUUUUUUACCAAAAGAAACUGUUUCAUUGCCAGAUGAGUAUUUUACGACUAUGUCAACUGAGAUAGCUGCAACAGAAAGCCAACCUAAACUCCAAUAUUUUCACUCCAGUGAAUUCACUAACAGUUUCCUCCUUACCCUUCCAAGUCUUUGGCUUCCUGAAAGAGUUGAUUACUUGAACCAUGGCAGUAAAUUACAAAUCACCAAAACAGAAGGAAGUUCUUAUAUGGCAACUACUUCACCUAGUCUUCUCUCCCCAUCCCUUUCCUUUCUUACUCCAUUUUCUCUCCAGUCCUCAUAUACAUUUUCCCCAUCUUGUUCAAUAUUUUCUUGCACAUUCUCUUCAUCUGGUAUUUCCCAAUCUUGUUCCAUUCAUUCUUCCAUGGCUUUCUUCUCUCCUACUCUCCUUCCCU